CCAGCGGGGGGGGGCAGGUUUCAGAUUAUUAUCCGCCAUUUUUAUAGUGGAUAUUUGGAAAAGCUCUUUUCUGGACUACAUGUCCCACCAUCCCCUGAUUUCCCAGUGUCUCGCCCUGUGUCAGGCUCAGUGGCCUUCAGUUUUGGACCACAAGUCCCAUCAUCCCCCUCCCCUUCCCAGAUAUCUCUUUGCCCACCCAUCCAACUACCUGUACAGGCAAAGCGGCAGCCGAAAUGACCACCAGCCAGAAGCACCGGGACUUUGUGGCCGAGCCGAUGGGUGACAAGCCCGUCGGCACCCUGGCCGGCAUCGGAGACGUCCUUGGCAAGAAGCUGGAAGACAAAGGCUUUGACAAGGCAUACGUGGUGCUGGGGCAGUUCUUGGUGCUGAAGAAGGACGAGGACCUCUUUCGCGAGUGGCUGAAGGACACGUGCGGCGCCAACGCCAAGCAAUCACGGGACUGUUACGGCUGCCUGCGCGAGUGGUGCGACGCCUUCUUGUGAGCGGGGCCGAUCCGUGCUCGGCGGAGGCUGGUGUUGGCUUUUAUAGUUAGCUAGAGAAAGACCCCUCCCACCCUCUGUCGUCCUCCUCCUCCUCCUGACCCAUCUUGCACCAUCUACCAAGGGGGCCUCUUGCAGGCUGUCACCUCCCGACCCUAGAAAUAGCCUUUCUGGAAAUUAUUUUUUUAAAAAUGUAACUGCGCUCCUUUUCCUCCGGGGAGGAAGGGGGGGGAAAGCAUGCCGGUUUGGAUUUCCUUAGAAUCCGCAGCCUUCCGUGUGGCUUUGGGAGAUCUCAUCCCCUUGCGUUGUUCGGGGGCCUUGAUCCGAAACUCCCCGAGAGCGCCCACUUCUUGUGGCUGCAGGUUUCAAUUGUGAUUUGGAAAGCAACCGAUCUGUUAGGGAACGUUUCUGUGUCUGUCCCCCACCCCAUCCCCUCCCUCACGUUUUGAUCCUCCCGACUUUUAUGCGGCCUGCUUUUACCUGCAGGAACCAAAAAAAUCAUUGCAGAGUUUUUAAAACAAUAAAACUGAAGCUGUGUUCAUAUCUUUA
Pogona vitticeps (central bearded dragon) is the source of this 1049-nucleotide messenger RNA. RefSeq names its product barrier to autointegration nuclear assembly factor 1 (gene BANF1). Gene Ontology annotation, cellular component: nucleus; condensed chromosome. Gene Ontology annotation, biological process: chromosome organization. Lineage: Eukaryota; Metazoa; Chordata; Lepidosauria; Squamata; Agamidae. The record is from RefSeq and is a predicted model, not a curated record. Gene Ontology annotation, molecular function: DNA binding.